AUUUCCCAUUAGCGUUACUCGCAUCUUAACUUCUUCUUCAAGGUAGGCCACCAAACACAGGACGUACAUAACAGGCCACUAUCCUGCUCCGGCUGCUAGUCUGUCUUGGCUCAUACAUACGAGAGCCUGUGCAUUACGUUAGAUUAAAGUUGAGAGACGGUGUUGCUGCUCCUCCGUCUGCUUUACAAGAGUGAGAGAGAAAAAAGAGUUGGAUGAUAUCCUAUUUAUUUCGUGUCGGCCCUUUCUGCUCUCCAAGAUUCUCCUUUUACUUGGACGGUAAUACAAUUACAAUUUCACCCACACUUACAUUACCCGCACGACCAUUCAACCAAGUCGAGGCGCACAAACAAGCCACGCUAUUGUGUCCAAGGGUGAAAGUGCAUCUCCUCAAAUCUCUACGGGACAUUUGAUGUAAACUCACGUGAUUAUUAUUACCACCAUCCAAUCUUCUCCUGCAAAUUUGAAUCUCAACUCCUUGUCCAAAACUACUCGAGCUAAACAACCAACAAGACGAGCACGAAGUAUAUAUACGAAAGUGUAAAGCAUGCGUUUUCCCUCUUCGUGUCCCUCCAUAAUAAUAACUUGUAAAUCAAUCUACCGUAAGCACAAUAUUUAUUCACACAAAAUUAAUAACUUAGAGCAGACUUUGUGAGCGACAAGCAAAUUUCCGUCGUCGCUCUCAUUCUCAAUUCAAGGAGACUUUUGUAGGAGCUGCUACAUGCAAUCAUUACAUAUUGAUGGCAAUGUGGAGAGGAGUUUGAGAGAGCUGGUUGGAACUGCAAAUCCCUUGUGCGAGUGGGUGGACAGCGUUCAAAGGAAAUUAGAAGUGGUUCUUCUAGUGUGGCUCGAGGGCAUUGUGUUGUAAUCAAUUCUGUGCAUUGCACACUACUUUAACAUUAAGAAGGAACAGCGGUGAAUGAGAAAGUUUUUGUAAUAAAUCUACCAGAGGAAAGCAGCUCAGCUUCCUACACACACAUACAUACGUUCCAUCACCCUCAGCACAAUAUCGCCAUUUUCCUGGACAGUUUGGCCCAUGGCUACACACUUUCUUCAUUACUUCCACUAUCACAUCACGACUGACAGCCGAGGAAAAGAGUUUGUGAGCACUGAAUGAAAUGUUCUCUGCCAACAAGGCCGACUGGAAAGCAAUGCAAUCCGACGAGAGAAGGACGCGAUAGGAGGAAGUGACUAGACCUCAAUUCCAAAGCCACACGAUCUAUAUCAUCAUCAUCAUCAUCGCCAGACUAAUUGAACUCAGUCGUGCUUUCUCCACUUGUCUACUCAAAUCUGGAGUGAGAUAUCACAUUUGGUCAACAAUAAUAUAUUGAUAUCAACGUGAUUGAGAUCAAAGUGAAAACAGGAGAUUAUUUUGGCAAUUUUUCGUCAUAUUCAUAUCAUCCUCUGUCAUUAGCCUGUCAAGAGUGAAAAGGAUAUGUGUACAUGAACGGAUAAUAUGCAUAGGAGUUGCUCCUACUAGGACUAGUAUCUACAUAAGUAUCGUUGUAUAUAUGCAAGAAAUUAUACAAGUUAACCAUUAUUCCAUGCAAAAUUCGGACCGCCAUGUGUCAGAAUCCACAGGAAGUCAACGCAAAUCGAUGUCAGUCUUGUUGGACUAGUGACUGAAAAUCGACUUUCACCAGAAAUUGUUAACUGUACGUUGUGGGGUUGGCUGGUUGAUGAAGACGCCUUGUGUAUAUACGGAUAUCUCUGCGGAAGGGAAUCAGCCUGAGUGAGCACGACUCUAAUUCCAACUCUCUCCAGACAGGAACAUGCAAUCGCAAACUCCACUUAUUAUUAUUAUCUGUGUAAUUUGCAAAGAAGAGAAUAUCCGCUGCAGAUUCAUUUUCUGACGGGAUAUUGUUGGUCUGGCGAAUCUCACUGUCACGUAUAUGCAAAUUGACAUUCAUAAAGCGAGUCAAAUUCAAAUAUUGGACGAGAUCUGAGGAGGCGCUAGCAGUGACAAUAAUAAUAAACGGUGGGACGUCUCGCGGAGAAAGUCUAGGAAUUCAAUGAAGGCAUCUCAGGUUUCCUUUCCUGUUGAUAAGGACAACUGAGGAGAGAUAGUGAAGGAAUACGUAGGGCCAAAUGAAAUGAAGGACGAAAUCUGGUAAAAACCUCAUGUGUGCAUUGACUGGUGUUUCCACAGUUGUCGUGUCAUGUCGUGUUGGAUGAGAUCCUUUACCAACACAUUUGUCCCGACAGGGAAACUGCGCAGCUAUACUUGCCUCAGUUGUUAACAGACAAUCUUGCUCUCAUUGGACGUAGAGCAUAAAAGUAUUGAUUUGACUUUCUCAAAGCACGAGGAAUAAGAUAUCCUUAAUCCACCACACAUUUACCUUAUCUUGGCCCAUUCACGCAGAAAGCACGAACGUGAUUUUCUACGGGCAAAGUCGUACUGUUUACUCGUUACGCUGUUCGUUCCACGUAAUGGUGUCCUAGUUGCGAAGAAACUGAUUUUUACAAUCGUGUAGGGAGAAAGGAGGCCAGGAGAGCAGGAACAAGGGCUGCUGGUUUCGUGGGUGGCAAAUUUGUGCUUCGUUCCCAACUCUGAUACAAGUACGUUAAGUGAUUUACUAAGUUGGUUGGUUGAGUGUGCUAUGAUUCUCGAUCUGGAGAAGAGUCGCCUCAUCUUCUUUUACAACUACAACCAGAGAACAAGUUGGAGAGAGACUCCCAAAGAAUUUGCUACCCUGUGGGUUAAUGUUAGCGGAUUGGAUUUUAUCACAGAUGGAAUAUCUUAAGGCGAAUUGUACAUACUUUUACCCUGCCUGAGUUUCGUUUGGUGGGAAGCGUCGUCGUGUUUAUGGUGGCCGUUCGUGACUUGACCGGUUGCUGGCUACAAGUUUCGCCCACCAAACCACCAUCCUAGUCGUCGUCAUCCGUAGAUAAGUUUCCUCUUGUUUGGUUUCGGAGCUUAUCUUGGCUUUGAGCUAACCAGACUUGGACCAGUGAAAAUCUGCGGCAGGAGGCAGCUCAAGUUUUUUAAGACAGUUAGUCAUCCGGAAAAAUAAAAUCUUCAGAGUUUCUUGAAAUAAAGUUUCGUCGGGCUUUACACAUUCAAUUCUUAUUCCAUCGCACGUCGUCUACACUUGCUGUACUUUUGCUAAGUUCAAAGUUUUCUACAUAAAUGGUGCAACCCAGACCAACAGUUAUGGCCAAUGUGGAGACUACCCCCUUUACCAUCACCGAACUGCUCCAGCGGUUGGCUGAGCUGGAGCGACGGGUAGUGGAGGCGGAGAGCAGGGCAAAUGAAGCGGAGGACAAGGUCCGUGUGAUGGAGCAGCAGCUUUCAGACUCUUCCAACGCAGCAGCAGCAUGGGCAAUGGGAGAAGAGCAACCUGACAAACUGUGCAACCUUCAAUUAGCUUUAACUGUUCGAGAAAAAGAUCGUGUGAUUUCGAGGCUUGAAUGUCAAGUGGAAGAAAUUAGGCUACUGCGGCUUCAGGAGUCCAGACAAGUAGAAGAGAAAGCAGCUAAAAUUAAGGAGUGGGUUUCUAACAAGCUGCGUGAUCUGGAGGAGCAAAAUGAGUGUCUUCGUGAACAGAAUCAAAAGUGCGAAAACCAGUUGGAGCUGUUAAAGUCUCGCCUCACACAAUUGUCAACACUUGAGCUUAAAAGUCUAUCCAAGUCCAAGGAUCGCCACUCGACCGAGGACUCUUCACGCGGAAGCUAUGAGGGGGACCGACCAGGAAGCGAUGAGAGUCCACCACACGACACUUCCGAACAUAAUGGUCAUCACGUUUCUUCUUCUCAAACAGCGAUAAGUCGAUCAGCCAUAUCAGCCACUGCAGCAUGCAUAGCAGCGAUAAAACGGCGUUCUGCAGCAUUCGACAGUCCGGAGGAAAGGGAAAGACGGAGGAAAAGUAAUCUCUCCAACAGCGGCUCAACUUCAGGUGGAGGAGGUGUACACAACGGCUCCCUUCGUGACCCAGACCGACGUGAUUCGCGAGGUUCCAGAGGUUCCAGAGUAGAUUCUGGUUCCGUGGAUAUGGAGACACCUCAAAGUUUGAGUCCACGAAGUCCUCUGGACAGCUUGGAGCCUCUGGAUGGAUCCUUGCCCUCAAUGUCGAACGGUGGUGGGGUGGUUAUCGGACCUUCGUCAUCUUCCUCGGCGCUUUCAGAGGUGCAGGCGUACACGGGGUCCGGAGGAGGAGGAUCUUCGCAACCGGCCAGUGCUCAGUCCCUCCACCACCAUCCUCAUAACCUCCGUCACCCGACGAGUAGCAGCAGUUUAUCAUCACACCCUAGUCACCCCCUAGUUAAUGGUCACGGGGUUCCAAGUGGCCUUCCUCAUCCUUGCCUCCCUAGUCAUUCUAGUCACAAUAAUAAUAAUAAUAAUAAUAACAAUCAUGUGAUUAUAAGCAGUCCUUCUGCAUAUCCAGUCCCUCCGCCCAUCCCCGUUCUACACCCCCAACCAAUUACUAUCAGUCAUUCACCUUUGCCAGCCACUCCAAACGAUGUAAUGAUUGGAGGAUCCGAGUCUACCGGCUCAUUAAUAAGUGAUAGACGUGCACCUAUCGUCCCCCCACGACGUUGCAGGACCCGGUCUCCAACGCCCAACACAAGCCAUGGAACCACUCCUGGAACUUGUAGCCCCCCAACAACCGAGGAGGAAGAUGCAACCGUCCUGAGGGCUCGUCUCGAUGCAGAGUGUCAGCAACUUGCGAGAGAUUUGCAAGCGGCAGUGCGAGAACUAGUUCGACCAGAGCUGUCACUUGGCGGUGCAAGGGCUUCCAAUUUAGGUGGAAGUAGCAGCAAAGUCAAUGGUGGUUCAUCUUCCACGAGAGGGAAAGCCAUGGAUGAGGUGCACGACUACUCUGAGAUUUACACGCCAAGUGCAGAAACUCCAGAAAAUUGUCUUCCACUAGGACAACCCCCACCGCCUCCAAUCCACAGAUUUCCAGAAUGGGAGUCGAGAAUUUACCAAGUUGCUGCAGGAGGCUUAAAGGUGCCAUCAAAUGGAAAAGGAGAUACCGGUGGCGUCAGCGGUGGUGGUGCUGGAGAAAUAUCCUGCGGAAAUGGUCGCAUAUUGUCUUACCACUCCCUUGGCAUAAAUUUUUCCGUUCCCGUAUACACCACCGUGAAAGGCCGAGCCAGCAGGAUUCGAGACGCGCCCUUCAGUGGUGACUCUUCGGAUUCUUCAGAUGGAGAGGAAUUAGGCUCAGGAUCUGGCUCAGGACCUUCCCAUCCAAUGAGCUCUGGCGAAACUGAUAUCUCAAGUCCUGGGAAAAUCUCAAUUGCCAAUAGUCUUUCACCCUUGCAUCGAUCUUCGUCUUCAUCCAAAAGUGUCCGUCGUGAACCUUCCUUCGGCGAAUCAGAGAUUUCGGACGACUACGCGAUCCCACCCGAUGCUUUCGCCAGUGAGACCAGUAGCCUAGACCUCGCGCUUUCAUCGGGUUGUAAUUUGACGGCGACGGGUGUCGCAUCCAUUGCACCCGGUACCGUGUCCCUCGGCCCUUCCUCCGGUUCCAGCAAUCCAUCCGGCGGCAUCGUUAACUCGGUGGAAAGCUCCCCUCGAAAAGAGUCGCUGGAGAAAGCAGGCUAUUUGACUAAACUUGGAGGAACGCUAAAAACUUGGAGGAAACGUUAUUUUAUACUUAAGAACGGGACCCUCACCUACUGGAAAACACAGCAAGAGGCUUCUCGACGACCAACGGGGAGAGACAUCCUGUUGGAUGAUAAUUGUCGUAUAAAUCGAGGUGAUGGAGCUGCAACGUUUGAAAUUGUUACGGUGAAGAAGACGUAUUACUUGACGGCUGAUUCUACGGCUGGGGUCGAUGAAUGGGUUAAAGUUUUACAGAAUGUUGUUCGACGUAACGCCACAAAGUUGGUGUUGAGCAUGGAAGACAGCAAACCCACGGUUCAAGGGUGGCUAACGAAAGUGAAAAACGGUCAUGCAAAGCGGUGUUGGUGUGUCCUUACUGGAAAGAUGUUCCUGACUUUUAAGUCACCUUCAGAUACGAUGGGCACGGGACAAGUUAAUAUGCGCGAUGCGCGAGUGGAGGAUGUGGAUCAUGUGUCCGAUGACUCGGACAAAGAAGAGUCCCCAACCAACGCAACGUCGGAUGUUUUCACUGUGGGAAUUUUUCCUAGUCACCAGAGUCCUAUCUAUCUUCAUUUUGCUACUAAACAAGAGAAGGACUCGUGGCUGUAUCACUUGACGAUAGUCUCUGGGAAAGGACCAAGUGUUGGAACACAAUUUGAGCAGUUGGUCCACAAACUCAUGGAGGUCGACGGAGAUCCAAAUUCUACGUUAUGGAAAAAUCCACUAUUACUCCACAGCAAGGAGAGCAUCUCCACCCCGCUGACUUCACUGUCUUCACUUGAGCGUUCGGAGGGAGAGCGACACCAGAGGAAAGAAAGGACGCCCCAUUCGGCACUUCAGAACGAGGCGAUUAAGCUGUUCAAGUCGGUGCAACUCUUCAUGUCCGUGCCAUUAGACACUUCGGGAAUCGACUACCACGUUGCACUGGCCCAAAAUGCUCUACAAUUGUGUUUGGACUAUAAUGAACUUCAAGCAGAAUUGAUUUGUGCCCUUGUUAAACAGACAUCGAAACAAAUGAGCUACAAGAAUGUGACAUUGCACAAAAUCAAACAUUCUCGGCACUUUCUCCUCAACGCGACCCAGUCCUUAUUUCUCUGCGACUCGUCAAGCAAUCAUCACGGGAAACUUCAUGCCCAACAAAAUCAAAGUAACCAUCAGUCUUCUGCCCCAUCGUCGUCAUCAUCACCUCCAUCAAACCCAACCAAUUCCCUUCUUACGACAUCAUCCCACCGAGCAAACAAUCAUCAUGGAACGAUUCCCAACACUGCCGUGGGCAACAACGUCUCGAAAGCAUUCAACUCUAGCCUGGGCUCCAAUGGUCGCAGCGGUUCACUUGGUACAAGCUCUUCCAGUCGAUCUUCCCCAUCAAAAUCGAGUAAAGUCAAGGCUUCAAGUAGCAAGGGAUCCUCAUCUUCGGUUCCAUCUUCUCCUCUCUUGUCCUCGCAUAACCACAGCAUGCAUCAUCGAGCUUUGUCGUCCGAGGGGAAAUCCAGCGUCAGAAGUUUCGUAUUCAUACAAGGGUGGCAAUUACUCGCCCUCUCUGUUUCCCUCUUCCUCCCCAAGAAUAAUAAAUUGCUGUGGUACUUAAAACAACAUCUCACUCGAAACAUUGACACAAGAAGUGAGUGCGGAAAGUAUGCAGCUUAUUGCCAGAGAUCAAUCGAGAGAACACUGUGCAAUGGUCCACGACUCUUUAAACCGUCACGGAUGGAAGUUUUGUCAAUUUUCUUGAAGAAUCCAUUUCACCAUUCUCUACCUCAUUCCGUUCCCGUCCAUUUCCUUAAUGGUUCUUACACGGUCGUAGGAUUUGAUGGGUCAACCACGGUCGAAGAGUUUUUGCAUUCUUUGUGUCAUGAAAUUGGAUGUCGGGAACCCCCACUGUCCGGUUUUGCGUUGUUUGAGGAUGAUCCAUUUGAAAAAGACUUGGAGCACUUUUUGAAGUCAGAUGAAAAGGUUUGUGAUGUGAUAUCACAAUGGGAAACAGCAUUGCGAGAACGGGGGUCAGGAAAAUUCGAGACGCGGAGAGCAGUCACGCUUACUUUCAAGUCAAGAAUUUACCGACGGGCAGGCGUCCUACAAGAAUCCGACAGAGAGAGAUUACUCCUGUGCUACCAAACGAAUCGACAUGUGGUAUCAGGAAAAUUUCCGCUCACGCGCGAGUUGUCACUCGAGCUGUGUGCAUUAAUGGCACAAAUUGAUGGGGGCGAUUAUAAGCCUGACAGAGGUCGAGGAAGUGGUGGAUCUCAACUGAUUGUUCAAAUUCUAGAAAAAUAUUAUCCAAUACGGUAUCGAGACAACUUGUCUCAGGAGGAGUAUAAGACUCUUUGUGAUAACUUGGUUGAAAAGUGGUCUUUUCUAAAGUGCAAGAGUUCCUUGGACUGCGUUCGCAUUUAUCUCACUUGCACUCGAAAAUGGAGCUUUUUCGGAGCUACGCUUUUCAGUGUCAACGUUCGUGGAACACAUGUUAUCGAAGACGGAAGUUCGGCUUGGGCUGGAAUUUGUGAAGAUGGAAUUGCAAUUUUGGAUAGUAUUACGCUGCAGCAGAUUGCAAAGUACAGUUACGCGUCCGUUAUCACAUUUGGGGGCGCAGUGGAUGACCAUUUUAUGAUUGUCGUUGAUGAUUGUGGGAAAAAGCGUCGCCUGUUGCUGGGAGGAAUGUCAAAAUUUAAGGUUUUGGAGAUGACAAGACUGGUUGCCGAUUACAUAAACGCGUGUUGUACGUUUUAUGGGGGGUCAUCAGCUAAUACUUUGGGUGGAUUGACUCGUCACAAUUCUCUAAAGUCUAGCAGAUUCCAAGGGAGCACAACAUUACCUCCACCGACCCCAAGAAUGGAAAGAAGACAUUUAGGGGCUACACCAAAUCCGUCACCAAUUCCAGUCCAACGCUGUGAUUCUUCCAAUACAUUUCAUAGGAACCAACAACCACACACGUAGAGGCGUUCACAAACACGCCUCUGAAAUUAAUUCAGUUAGAAAAUUUUGCAGACAAACAGUCUUAUUCGUCGCUAUAAGAAAAAAGAUGAUAUUUAUUAUUACAAGCUACCAAGUUUCCUACAAAUCCAUGCCGUCUCCUUCCCUCUUCAUCGAAUCGAAUAUUUAAAACCACGUUCAUCUAGUAUUACGUACGAGUACUUAUUACGUGUGUCUCGCUGUAUGCAAACUUAAAUGACAGAUGAAAAUAUUAGAGAUUAUAUAAUCUAUUCGACAAAGGCUGAUAUUUUCCGAGACAAAAUUAUUACUCUGACAUUUUUUACUUUAUGAUUAUUACUGUUAUUAUUAUGAUCUCUAAUUGUUAUACAUACGUAGAUUUAGUAAUACUCGUACCAUGUUGUUUUUACUUUUUCAUAAUAAAUCGAACUACUUAAAUUAUAAAACGUA
Messenger RNA from Folsomia candida, 8923 nucleotides. RefSeq lists its product as uncharacterized. Lineage: Eukaryota; Metazoa; Arthropoda; Collembola; Entomobryomorpha; Isotomidae. The coding region runs from base 3128 to 8479 and encodes 1783 amino acids. Gene Ontology annotation, cellular component: cytoskeleton. The transcript has 36 exons. The record is from RefSeq and is a predicted model, not a curated record.